ACACGCGCCGCCACCGUCACUCCUCCUCCUGCCGGCUUCCUCCCUCUCCGUGCGCUCGGCUCUCCUCCUUGUCUUCAGACUUGCCUGCCUGUCACUUCGCUGCUGCUGUGUCGGAGGCUUCCCUCCUCUCGGACCCCCCGAACGAGAGUCAGCCACCAACACCACCACCGUCGUCGUCCUAUCCUGAGGCUCGGGCGCUCCAACCAUGGCGACCACCGCUACGUCUACCCGGUUCACUGACGAGUACCAGCUGUACGAGGAGCUCGGGAAGGGAGCUUUUUCAGUGGUGCGCAGAUGUGUAAAGAAGUCGUCCGGACAGGAAUAUGCCGCAAAAAUCAUAAACACCAAGAAGCUGUCUGCACGAGACCAUCAGAAGCUGGAGCGUGAGGCUCGAAUCUGCCGGCUGCUCAAACACCCCAACAUCGUGCGACUGCAUGACAGCAUUUCAGAGGAAGGCUUUCAUUACCUCGUCUUUGACCUGGUGACAGGAGGGGAGCUUUUUGAAGACAUCGUAGCCAGAGAGUACUACAGCGAGGCCGACGCCAGUCAUUGCAUUAGUCAGAUCUUGGAGAGUGUCAAUCAUAUCCACCAGCAUGAUAUUGUGCACAGAGACCUCAAGCCUGAGAACCUGUUGUUGGCCAGUAAGAUGAAGGGAGCUGCAGUGAAGCUGGCAGACUUUGGCCUCGCUAUUGAAGUGCAAGGAGACCAGCAGGCUUGGUUUGGCUUUGCGGGCACGCCUGGCUAUCUCUCCCCGGAAGUCCUUCGGAAGGACCCCUACGGCAAGCCUGUGGACAUAUGGGCUUGUGGUGUUAUUCUCUAUAUAUUGUUAGUUGGAUAUCCUCCAUUCUGGGAUGAAGAUCAGCACAAACUCUAUCAGCAGAUCAAAGCUGGGGCCUACGACUUUCCUUCCCCCGAGUGGGACACGGUAACCCCCGAAGCGAAGAACCUGAUCAACCAGAUGUUGACCAUCAACCCGGCCAAGAGAAUCACUGCCGAGCAGGCUCUCAAGCACCCGUGGGUCUGCCACCGCUCCACAGUGGCGUCCAUGAUGCACAGACAGGAAACUGUCGAGUGUCUUCGCAAGUUCAAUGCUCGCCGAAAACUCAAGGGAGCCAUCCUCACCACCAUGCUGGUGUCCAGAAACUUCUCAGUGGGCCGGCAGCAUACCAACUCUGCUGCUGCCGCCUCCUCCACUGCCUCACUGGCUCAGGAAGCAUGCAAAAGUUUACUCAACAAGAAAUCCGACUCUGCUAAGCCUUCCACCAACAACAGUAAGAACAGUAUAGUGAGCGCCAUCAGUGCCCUGAAAGACACCAACGCCCAGAUGGAAUCUCAAAGCACGGUGGUGCACAACCCUCCUGAUGGCGUCAAGGGAUCAACAGAGAGCAACGCCACCAAUGACGAGGAGGAAAUGAAAGGUAGGCAAGCCGACAGUACAGCGCUGAGUCAGAGCAGCGCCACAGAGGAGAUGCCCCUACUUCUGCCCUCACCUCAAAGUUCAUCAGCUAUACCACCGCAUGACGUAAAGCGCAUGGCUUGGAACAGCACGGGCAACAGCAGCUCCUGCCCCGACUCGGAGCUGUCACAGCCCUGCGCCGCGCCCCCUGCUUCCAUAGCGGGUGACUCUGUCCCUGCUAAAAGCGACAACGCUAAGCAGACUCGCAAACAGGAGAUCAUCAAGAUCACUGAGCAGCUGAUCGAAGCCAUCAACAAUGGCGACUUUGAUGCUUACACGAGGAUUUGCGAUCCUGGACUUACUUCCUUUGAACCUGAGGCCCUGGGCAACCUGGUGGAAGGCAUGGACUUUCACAAGUUCUACUUUGACAAUUUGCUAAGCAAGAACAACAAGCCAGUGCACACCACCUUGCUCAACCCCCAUGUGCACCUGAUCGGCGAGGACGCCGCCUGCAUUGCCUACAUCCGCCUCACGCAGUUUGUGGACCUCACCGGCCGCCCGCGCUCCAGCCAGUCAGAGGAGACCCGGGUGUGGCACCGCCGCGAUGGAAAGUGGCUCAACGUUCACUUCCACUGCUCAGGAGCGCCCGCCGCGCCACUACAGUGAUCAGUGGUCCUGAGCCUCCACCCUGCUGGAGGCGUUUUGGGGGGCAGUUUUUUUCAACGAGUGUGUUUCGGGGAGGGGGCUCGUCCCCUGCAUGGAUGAGCUCGUGCCAGCGGCCCAGCCGGGCCAGAUCGCAUCCUUCUCCACGAUACCAACCAAUCCUGUCUCUCUUUUGACCCGCCGGGGGUGGUUUCAGCUGAGCACAAGGCAACGCCCGCCCUCCCACAACCGCCGCUGCCGCCUCCACCCCUCCCCCAUCCCCGUGGGACGAUGCAUGCAUCUUGGCACAUGACUACUUGUGGAGGGCGCGUCUUUGCCCUCUGACCCUCCCCCUCGGCAGCCAUCUUUCUUGCGCCCGCAUGAGAUGGGACGUCCCGGGGGAGGAGCUGAUUUCCAGUUGUGACAGUUUAUGAGUUAUGAUGAAUAUACUGUGUAAAUUAUUACUAGAUGUUUCAGAAACCACCAAAACCCAACCAAGCAUUUAUAUUCACGUUUUUUUUGUUAGUUUUUUUAGAGGCAUGUGACCCAGAAGUUUACGGAGCGAGAUGAUGACCCACGUUCCACUAGAGAAAAGAGAAGACAAAAAAACGCAUCAAGGGGGAGGAGGCGAAGGGGGGUGGGCGGGUGUUGAGUCAGAGAUGAUGAAACUUGAUAUCAAAAACAUGAAGCACCAAAGUGUAGGAUUUUGGGUGGAGGGGGCUCUGAUUUAAUGAUUUACGGUUGCGUGUUCUGUUGUGUUUUUAGCGUCCUGUGACGAGCCUUUUUUGUUUCAUCUGAGUGAUAUUCGAAGCUACUUUUUAACAGUUUUUAGAGAAACAAGAAAAAAAGGGAUUUUAUUGUGUAAGCUUUCCUGCGCACGUCCUGUCUUGUCUGUAUGCAACAGGGGGCGGUAGAGGGCACUUGGGUGGGGUGGCCUAGAGUAAGGCGUUUGCAUGUUGGUCCACUGCCGCCUCCUCGUCCGUCCUUUUUUUUUUUUUUUUUUUUUUUUGCCUUGUUUGCCUCUUUUGUCCCACCUUUGCUUCCUGCCAGGGCCUAGUUUGUUUAUAAUCACUGUGUAUAUACAGUGUGUGUAUAGAUAUAUGUAGAAAAGUGUAUCAUAUGUACAUGCAUCCUGUGCACCUACACAUGGAGGCUAGGGGGGACCCACCCACCUCAUGACUGUUCCUACCCUCCCUAAAAGAGAGUCCCGUGGCCACAAACGGUUUGUUUUUGGAGGCCGCCACUUUUUAAACAUAUCACACGCACGCCUGGUGCUGUGUUCAAGCAUAUUCGCACCGCCGCCCGCCAGCACCCCAGUGUUGUGUGACCACUACCCCCACCCUCGCUGUGCCGUUCGUCACCAUUCUCCACCACCACCAGCUUUUGUUUUCCCGUCAGUUUUGUCUUUUUAUUUUGCUUUUGUCUUGGUAAUUCGCCAAGCUGGAGUUCUGCACGGGAUGCAGGAAGUGAACACGAUGCACGCAGAGAUGGCUUUGGACUGGGGGGGUCAUUCAAUUACAAUCCGCUGCCCCCUGGUGGUUUUAAAAAGAAUUGUGCCUGCUCAGAGAGCUAGGGAGGGGGUUCCUAGGGCAGCCAAGCAGGUGCAUUAGUUAUUAUGAUUCUGAUGAUUAUUAUUAUGCAUGUUUCAGUUACGCAUUUCUACCAUGUACGUACGUGAAUGAAGAUGGCGCUAGUGUUAUUAUGAUACUUGCAUCUUUUGAAAUGUCCUCCAUCUCGAAUGUUGACUAGGUGACAUGACAGUUUUUAUUUAAAAAAAAAAACAACAAAGUUUCAAUAAUUAAAAAAAAAAAAAAAAGGAUUCAGGAGCCGUACCGUGGUAUGAGGCCCUCUGUUUUCCCCCCGCGUUGUAACGGUAUGAUUGUUGGGCUGCGCUUUCUCCCCUCUUGCCCCCCCACCACCCCUUUGCUAGCCUUCACGCGGACGCUGGAGUUUUUUUGCAUGAUGAUCAUGAUGUACAAUGAAAUACAACCAUAACUUGACGACUAUAAAGUGUUUGUCUCAGUGUUAGUUGGUCUUCAUACUAGCUUUGUUAUUCUUCACACUUGGAUCUUGAAAGUAUUUAAUAAAAAUACUAUGUCAGCAUCAA
Messenger RNA from Dunckerocampus dactyliophorus (ringed pipefish), 4145 nucleotides. RefSeq names its product calcium/calmodulin-dependent protein kinase type II subunit gamma-like. Gene Ontology annotation, cellular component: cytoplasm; neuron projection. Gene Ontology annotation, biological process: protein phosphorylation. Gene Ontology annotation, molecular function: ATP binding; calcium/calmodulin-dependent protein kinase activity; calmodulin binding. The record is from RefSeq and is a predicted model, not a curated record. Lineage: Eukaryota; Metazoa; Chordata; Actinopteri; Syngnathiformes; Syngnathidae. The coding region runs from base 206 to 2062 and encodes 618 amino acids. The transcript has 23 exons.